AUGCAGACCCCUAAAGAUCACCCUAGCACUGCCCCCACUUUGGCAGAGAGUGUCUCCAGGCAUCCAAUAACCACGGAGCCUGGACCCCAAUCCAGCCAAGGGGAUGAUUUAACCCCUAUGGAACAACUAAACUCGGAGGAACUCCAUUCCCUUUUAGACGCUACUAUGACCAGAUCGGUCACCCGGGCUAUUUACUCCGCUAUUGGGACAAUGUCUGACACUCUUUACCACUCCAUUACUAACGCCAUCAUGGCGUCUAACCGUAAGCCUGACGUGCCCCAACCUAAGGCCCCUGAAAAUAAGCCUAUAGCGCAGGGCGGCCGUAAAGCCACCGCAAAGACCCACCACUUGGGUGCGCAUGCCUCCAAAACUGAUUUUACGGACAG
This is a messenger RNA of Pelobates cultripes (western spadefoot toad), 386 nucleotides long. NCBI's taxonomy places the organism in Eukaryota, Metazoa, Chordata, Amphibia, Anura, Pelobatidae. The record is from the annotation of a GenBank genome assembly.